Molecule: messenger RNA, 2368 nt
Organism: Pogona vitticeps (central bearded dragon)
Lineage: Eukaryota; Metazoa; Chordata; Lepidosauria; Squamata; Agamidae
Gene: CORO1A
Product: coronin 1A
Biological process (GO): cell migration; actin filament organization
Molecular function (GO): actin filament binding
Source: RefSeq, a predicted model, not a curated record
ACCCUCCCAGUGCUGACAGUUCCAGGGCGAUGGCUCUGUUAAAAAGCUCUGAGCGGCUUCAUCGCUUCCAAUUCAUUGUGUGGCACAUCCACUCUAGAGGCUGCAGGAACCAUGAGCCGUAAAGUUGUGAGAUCCAGCAAAUUCCGCCAUGUCUAUGGACAGCCCGUCAAGGCCGACCAGUGUUAUGACGACAUCCGAGUUUCCCAGAUGACCUGGGAUGGGAAUUUUUGCUCUGUGAACCCCAAAUUCCUGGCCAUCGUUGUGGAAGCCAGUGGUGGAGGAGCCUUCUUGGUUUUGCCGUUGGCUAAGACUGGGCGUCUGGAUAAAGCCCACCCUGUGGUCUCGGGGCACACAGCCCCUGUCCUGGAUGUGGAAUGGUGCCCCCACAAUGACCAUGUGAUUGCCAGCGGAUCCGAGGACUGCAGUGUUAUGGUCUGGGCAAUUCCUGAAGUUGGCCUUACGCGACCCUUGAAUGAACCCCUGGUGACCCUCGAAGGCCAUUCCAAGCGGGUGGGGAUUGUUUCCUGGCAUCCCACAGCGCAGAACCUCUUGCUGAGUGCAGGCUGUGACAAUGUGGUCAAAGUUUGGGACGUGGGGAUUGGGCAGGCACCCCUCUCAUUAGAUGACCUGCACCCAGAUGCCAUCUACAGUGCCACCUGGAACCAGGAUGGGUCUCUGCUCUGCACAGCUUGUCGGGACAAACGUGUCCGAUUAUUUGACCCUAGGGCUGGAGGAACCAUUGCCAACGAGCUGUCCCGCCCACAUGAAGGCUCGCGUCCUGUCCGGGCUGUUACCGUGAACGACGGAAAGCUGUUCACAACAGGCUUCAGCCGCAUGAGUGAGCGGCAGGUGGCGCUGUGGGAUCCGAGGAAUCCAGGGGAAGCACUGACCCUGCAGGAGCUAGACACAAGCAGCGGAGUCCUCCUGCCUUACUACGAUCCAGACACCAAUGUGAUUUACCUGACUGGCAAGGGUGACAGCAGCAUCCGCUAUUUUGAGCUGACGGGCGAGGCGCCCUUUGUGCACUACCUGUCCAUGUUCAGCUCCAAGGAGUCCCAGCGAGGAGGAGGUUGGAUGCCGAAGCGAGGCCUGGAUGUCAGCAAGUGCGAGAUUGCCAGGUUUUACAAGCUCCAUGAGAGGAAAUGUGAACCCAUUGCCAUGACGGUGCCUCGGAAGUCAGACCUUUUCCAGGAAGAUCUGUACCCAGACACGGCUGGCCCAGAUGCUGCGCUGACAUCCGAGGAGUGGCUGGCAGGGAAGAAUGCCAGCCCCAUCCUUAUCUCCCUCAAGGAUGGUUACACUCCCCAGAAGACCCGAGAGUUCAAGGUCAACCAGACUCUCCUUCAAGGUCCGAAAAGAAGCCAUGAAGGAACAGCAACUGGGGGUCCAGCGUUAGAGCAGCUCUCAGAGGACCUGAAACGGCUGCAGGCCACAGUCUCAGAACAGGAACGACGCAUCUCAGAGCUGGAGAAGAUUGUGAAGAAAUAGCCACCCUACCUCCUCUUCAAAACCAAUCCUGUUUACCAUCAGUUGUAUUGAACUUUGUUUCAUUGGCCUUUUAAAAACCUCUCAACUUCCUGCGGGUGGAUCCUCAGGGCAUUAUUCUGCUCCACCCAUCUCAAACUCAGGGCAAAAACUCAAGCUUGCCAGUUCUGGACGGGUCUUUCUCUUUUGGCUAGCUAGCUUGCACCUAAGGUCUUGGUUCUGCUUGGGUGAUGUUAAAUGCACAGGCAAAGCCCUUGUGAGGUCACAAAAAGACAAGUGUUUCCAUGAACAAUCUGCAGGCAGUCAUCUCGCGUGGGGGGGAGGCAAUUAUAUGCAUGCAUUCUCCUCUAUUACUUCCUGUUUCCCCCUCAGGACUUCUUUAGAAAGUGCUGUAAGACAAGCUUCUUUGCUCUGAUUUUGAAUGUGGGAGCAGAGCUUGGAAAAUUUACUUUUUUUGGACUAUAGGAGGCAAGAAUGAAAAUAAAAAUGUGGGGCACCUUAAAGACUGUUAUGUUUCAGUGUGAAAUUUGGGGGAUCAAGUCCUUAAGACAUCUGUGGACAAUUCUCAUAAUUACAGGCCGUGUUGGCUGGCAGAUUGAUAGUCCAAAAAAUACAUUUUCUCAAGCUCUGGGGCUGGGAGUUGCCUCUUGUUUUAAUGUUUAAAUAACUGCUCAAUUAAAACCAGUUGUUAAGCCAAGAUGCAUUGGUCAGUUACCUCGUAUUUUUCACAGGACCCUCAAAACAAGUAUUUUUAAAAAACUGCAGAUGGCCCAUUUUAAAAUAGGCGGUCACACUUGUAUGAGAAAAGAGGGGGAAACACCUCUUAAUAAGUGUGCUUCAAAGCUUGUGUGCUUUUGUAAUAAAGACCGUUUGUUUCUUUAGA